AUGAUAUCACGUUUACUGGGGCUGAUAUGGCUAUUUUCUCGCGUUUUUGCACAAGAUGAUGAUGCAUCUCCAACAGUCAUUGGAAUAAACUAUGGAUCAACAACGAAGUUAAUGACAAUCACAACGCCUACCGGUACUGCAACUAGUACACCUACCAGGUCGUCUGCAAGUACAAACAUAAAUACAAAUACAGCACCCUCGGCUUCAUCUACCCACAUCACUCGAAUAGUAAUUCUAAUAGUAACAGCCGUCGUAUGCAUACCCUGCGGACUAAUUUUGCGAAGAUAUAGACGACAAGGCUAUUUCUUUAGACCUCCAAAAAAACCAGAACGAAAACCAAAUGAUACACAUCUUGGGAUUGCAGAGUUGCCACAAGGUAGAUAUCACGAGACGACGGAAUUGAUGGUGGAGGAUUCGCCGGGGGAAAUGGGAUUGGGUGGGCAUCAUGAGAUGCUUGAGAUGGAGGGUUCUCUUUUACAGCCGAAGGAGAUGCCGGCGACGGGAUCGACGUGUAUGAAGUGGGGGACUACGAGCCCAGAGAUUCAAGGGUUUGAGAGGAAAAGAGGGAGUAUGGUGGUUUUGCCCUGUUGA
This is a messenger RNA of Botrytis deweyae, 591 nucleotides long. RefSeq lists its product as uncharacterized. The record is from RefSeq and is a predicted model, not a curated record. Lineage: Eukaryota; Fungi; Ascomycota; Leotiomycetes; Helotiales; Sclerotiniaceae. The coding region runs from base 1 to 591 and encodes 196 amino acids. The transcript has 2 exons.